UCGGCGAUUUCGGAGACAACAUGACAAGUUGUACACAAACCUCGUAUUCGUACGUUUAGCAGAUUGCACACCGCGAGUGUGCAAGAUUUUCCAAUUGACGGUGCAAAAAUCAACUUUUCCGGUACAAAAUGACCUACUUGAGCUCGUGGGAGGAAUUCGAAAAGUGCGCCGAACGUCUGUACUUGCAGAAUCCGAUGAAGACCAGGUACACGAUGAAAUACUGCCAUCAAAAAGGAGUUCUCGACUUCAAGAUCACCGAUGACAAAACGUGUCUGCAAUACAAGACCGAAGUUGCCCAAGAUGUAAAGAAAAUGGAGAAGUUUAUUAAAAACUUGAUGCGACAUAUGGCAUCAAAAGAAAACUAAAGUGUAGGUUUGUAAAUAAAAGUGUAGUUUUGUAAAUAAAAACUGAUGAUCGUCAACAUUUGUGCAAAGAAAAGUUGUGUCGCCGUAAUGCUACUUCUGUACUGUAAACACUUUUCUUAUAUCCUACAUGAAAGUUAAGUCUGUGUCAAGUUUAAAAGUUUGUUUUGUACUAAAUGCACAUAUGAUCAUCAUUAUCAUCAAGUCAUUUUGCAUCCAAAUUGCAUCAAUGGGGAUCGCUUCUAAUUAGAUUGUGCAAUAUACACAUAGAAAAGAGAUAGUUGUACUCAUCCUGAAACUUUUGAUAAACAUUGAACAAUUGUCUUGACUAAUAAUAAUUUUUCAAUCUCUCUUUGACAAACGAAAAACGGAAGAAUAAUUUAUAGCCUCCAUAGAGAAUGUUAUAUAGAGCAUGUAUAGAUUGUAGAUAGAUCUCUUUUUGUAAAUACAUUGUUACAACAGAAUGCUUUCAAUUUGAUAAAUUUGAAGCAACAAAAUGUGAAUAAUGUUAUACAAGGAGAGAAAGAAAUGUAUACUUGUGCAAGAAAAUUUGUAAGUUAGCAAUGAACAAUGAUUCUGUACAAUCUUCAACUGAUUUAGUUGAAAUAAUAUUUCACAGAAGAUGAUAGAGAUGCUUAAUGCAAAUGUUUUUUUUAAUAAAUUGUGUAAUGUGUUAAAACUGCUGAUGUUUUAGAAAAACAUUGCUUGAUUUUUGUCAUUAGAUUCUUUAUUGUGGUACAUUGUUAUUUAUUUUAGUUUUCAUUGAAAACCUUUGAAUAUACUAUUGUUAUAAUCUUUUACAUAUUUCAUGAUGUAUUAAUAAUGUACUUGCUAUGAUAAUCAUAGCGACAUUUUGAGAUCUUUUAACAAAACAAUUUAUUUCUUUUUAAAACUUUUUUACUUAAAAGAAAAGU
Messenger RNA from Trichogramma pretiosum, 1276 nucleotides. RefSeq names its product signal recognition particle 9 kDa protein-like (gene Srp9). Gene Ontology annotation, biological process: negative regulation of translational elongation; SRP-dependent cotranslational protein targeting to membrane. NCBI's taxonomy places the organism in Eukaryota, Metazoa, Arthropoda, Insecta, Hymenoptera, Trichogrammatidae. The coding region runs from base 129 to 365 and encodes 78 amino acids. The record is from RefSeq and is a predicted model, not a curated record. The transcript is spliced from 3 exons. Gene Ontology annotation, cellular component: signal recognition particle, endoplasmic reticulum targeting. Gene Ontology annotation, molecular function: 7S RNA binding.